UCGCUGGUUCUGAAGAUUGUCUUCGUAUUUCGCUGUUUAUAACGUUAAAUGACUGCUAUAAGGAGGGUUUUCAUUUUAUCCUUUUUAUGUUGUGUGGUGGCGUGAGUCUGGAUAAGUUUUGAGCCGAACUGCUGUAGUUGGAACUGAGAAGAACGAGACAUGGACUGGGGAACGGAUCUCUGGGACCAAUAUGACGUCAUUGAGAAACACACACAGUCUGGACUGGAUCUGGUCGAGAAAUACAUUAAGUUGGUAAAGGAGCGGACAGAGAUUGAGCAAAGCUAUGCCAAGCAAAUAAGGAACCUGACCAAGAAGUACAGUCCUAAGAAAGGCAGCAAGGAGGAGCAAGAAUGCAGGUUUUCCAACCACCAGUCCUUUUUCGACAUUCUUAAUGAGAUGAAUGAUUAUGCAGGGCAGCGAGAGCUGAUAGCUGAAAACAUGAUGAUGAACAUCUGCAUCGAGCUCACCAAGUAUCUGCAGGAGCUCAAACUGGAGCGCAAGGCGCAUCUGUCAGAUGCCAAAAAGGCUCAGCAGACAUUGGAGAGCAACUCCAAGCACCUAGACAAUAGUAAGAAACGCUUUGAGAGAGAGUGGAGAGAAGCAGAAAAGGCGGCACAGUAUGCAGAAAAAACAGAUCAGGAUAUUAAUGCUACAAAAGCAGAUGUGGAGAAGGCCAAACAGCAGGCAAAUAUGCGCACGCACAUAGCCGAGGAGUGUAAGAACGACUACGCUGCCCAGCUGCAGAGAUACAACAAGGAGCAGAACCAGUUUUAUUUCACUGACAUGCCUCUUGUAUUCAAUAAGCUUCAGGACAUGGAUGAGAGACGUGUGGGGAAGCUGGCACAGACCUAUGUCGUGUUUGCCGAUACAGAAAGACAGGUCAUGCCUAUCAUUGGGAAGUGCCUGGAGGGCAUCACCAGAGCUGGCACCAACGUCAAUGUGAAAAACGACUCUUUGGCUCUUAUAGAGCAACACAAGUCAGGAUUUGAGCGACCUGGUGAUCUGGAUUUUGAAGACUACAGCCAGGGCAUCAACCGCACUUCCUCUGACAGCAGCUUAGGCACCCCCAAGGGUCCACUUGAUCUGCUGGGCAAAAACAAAAGCAAACCGUUUUGGCUUUUCAGCAAGAAGAGUAAGCCUUCCUCCUCCCCACUCACGCCCUUCUCCACACCCCCUGCCCCCUCGCCCGCUAAUGGACCCCCCUCCCCCAAGUUUGGCCGGGACCCUCUGUCUUACUGUUUGAAGGAGAUCAAUAAGACAGUCAAGCCACGAAUGUCAUCCUUCAGGAACCUGCGCAGAACGGUGAGUGAGAGAGAGCCGCCUGCCUCUGAAGAUUUCGGCCAUCUUCCCCCGGAGCAGCGGCGGAAGAGGCUACAACAAAAGAUCGACGACAUCAGCAAAGAGCUGCAGAAGGAACUGGAUCAGAGUGAGGCACUAGGGAAGAUGAAAGACGUUUAUGAGAAAAAUCCUCAGAUGGGCGAUCCCAACAGCCUGGCACCGCAGAUCACCCAGACGACCCACAACAUUGAGCGGCUCCGGGGGGAACUCAACAAAUAUGAGUCGUGGCUGGCAGGAGCCGGGGGUCGAGACGCUACUCUCCGUUACUCCAGUCACUCCCUGAACAACAAUGGUUCCCUCAGUGUGUACAGUCCUGAUGGGGCCCAUUCAGAUGAAAGCGCCCCUGACUCCUCCCAGGCAAUUUAUGCUGAGUUCGAUGAUGACUUUGAGGAAGAGGAGCUUUCUACUCCAAUUGGAACGUGCACAGCUUUAUACAACUUUCCAGGCUCCAGUGAAGGCACCAUCUCCAUGCAAGAAGGGGAGGUGCUGGCCGUGGUGGAGGAGGACAAAGGUGACGGAUGGACACGGGUGAGGCGGAAUAACGGCGAUGAAGGCUACAUCCCCACUUCCUACGCCAACAUCACACUCAACAAAUGAGCUAUUUUCCUGACGUGCACCGACUCCCCAUCACUGCAUAUCAUUUGGCACCGAGCACUGCAACGUUCAGGCUACAGAGGGAGAUAAAGACAAGCGUUUGUGUAGACACGACUCUGACGGGUCAGCCAGAAACAGCAUGGGAAUAUUGUUAGCAGUUUAUAUCUUCCCCCUCCUCCUCGUCUAGACGUCUAAACCGAAACCGGUGUGUGUUUAAGAUGCCGUUCGGGUCUCGCUCCGUCUGCGAGACAUCAACUGCCAGCCGUCGUCAAACACAGACAAGUCUCCGAGGAUGCCUCAUGGCUGCAGCUAAAACAGGACCAACUCGUCUAACACAUUCUAGAAAGUGUGCGUGGAAAGAAACGCAAACGAUUUGUGGUGGUGAUGAUUAAUUGUAGCCGUAGCUACCAUCUCUGUCCCGGUGGGAAUCGUGCCAUGUCCUGACCUUGCUGUUCUACUUUUUCACUUUAAGCUAUUGUUUUAAUGGAUGUUCUGUGUAAACACCAACUCACUUGUUUGCAGAUGCUUGCCAAUGAGUUUAAUGUGGGAUGGAUGCGAGUGUGGAGAGAGCAGUGUGGACCUGAACCAAUUUCUGAUUCAAAGACUGCGCUCUGCUGCACAGUUCAAGACAAUCAUUCAGCGUAGUUGCAUUUACAUUAACUUACCUUACUGACAGCUUUUUACAGAUCACUAGGGAUGCCUGUUUUCACCUUCUAGAGAAGCCAAAAAAUUAUGAUAUUUAUCGUAAUUUACUAUUAUAACUACUUAUGACUUUAAAAUGAUAGCAAAAUAUAUUUUGAAGAUUUUAUAUAUUUUUAAAAUGUUAGUAAUAUUUGAGAUGUGCUUCUAAGGGAAGGAAAUGCCUGACAUAAUUAUUAUAUAUAUUUUUUUUUUUAUUCGAAUUUUGCAUUUCCCCUCUUGGUCACCCAAUCUAGUUUCCAUUUCCCAGAUUGUAACUUCUCCGAAGCUGGGCGGCACGGUGGCUAAGUGGGUAGCACUGUCGCCUCACAGCAAGAAGGCCCUGGGUUCGAUCCCCAGGUGGGGCGGUCCGGGUCCUUUCUGUGUGGAGUUUGCAUGUUUCGGUUUCCUCCCACAGUCCGAAGACAUGCAAGUGAGGUGAAUUGGAGACACUAAAUUGUCCAUGACUGUGUUCGAAAUAACCUUGUGAACUGAUGAAUCUUGAGUAAUGAGUAACCACCGUUCCUGUCAUGAAUGUAACCAAAGUGUAAAACAUGACGUUAAAAUCCUAAUAAACAAUAAAAAAAACAAUCUUCUGCGGCUUGCAUCACCCCUGCCCUGACCGAGGAGAGCCGCGGACUAUCGUGUCCUUUUUGACAGACGUACAUUCUAAGUCGACCAGAGGCAGAGUCUCACUGAGAGCGCACUCUGUGCCCUUUGUUGAGUUCCCCACUUUUUGAACCUCCCUCCCUCAGACAGCCAGUUGUGACUGUUGGACAGCACAGCUUUAGAGCUUGAGAUCUUAAGCUACACCACUCAAGCGACCCAUGGUUCCUAUUUUUGCUUUUUCUUAUAAAAUUUUUAUACAACGAUCCCCAGUCAACACUUUGUGCUAGUUUCUGUGCCAAGAAACACAACCAAUAAAACACAAUAAUAAGAAAUAAUAGAUUGUUAUUUCUAAAGAUGUGGCACCUUUUUUUACUCAGUUACUUUCCACAUGAACACGGUGGCUAAGUCGGUAGCACUGUCGCCUCACGGCAAGAAGGUCCUGGGUUUGAUCCCCAGGUGGGGCAGUCCGGGUCCUUUCUGUGUGGAGUUUGUGUGUUCUCUCCCGUGUCUGCGUGGGUUUACUCCGGGUGCUCCGGUUUCUUCCCACAGUCCAAAGACAUGAAUUGGAGAUACUAAAUUGUCCAUGACUGUGUUUGAUAUAACCUUGUGUGAACUGAUGAAUCUUGUGUAAUGAGUAACUACCGUUCCUGUCAUGAAUGUAACCAAAGUGUAAAACAUGACGUUAAAAUCCUAAUAAACAAACAAACGGUCCUAAUAAAACAUUUGGGCUUGGGAUCGACACUGAGCGCACACUGUGACUGACAAGUGCACCUUCCAGUGGCUAUGCUGUUUGACAUGACUUCAGAACCCCCAAACAGACAUAGACAAUUAAAUCUGUGUAGACACCCAAUAGGAUGGCACACCUGCGAUCCAAACCCAAGAUCUAAGCAGUAGUGGGUUAACAUACUUCUAACAACUAAACAGUAUGUGUGCAAAUGUGCCAACGUUUCUUAUCUGUUAGGGUGUUAACAGUACUUAAUUUUACUGAGAAAAUAAACCCAUUUUGCAUAAAACUGUAUUGCUACCUGAAACAGAAGGACUAUUUGUUUUGUUUUGUUUUUUGUUUAGCAGGUGAAAACAGGCUUCCAUAGAUCAUGGUUACAAAAUGCCAAAUUAAGAUCAUGUUUUGUGCUUUACGGAUUGUAACUUAUUGUUAAGCACACAUUGUAUGUGUUCACUCAACAUAAAGGAUUACUGCACACUAUUUGACACACUGUCACAAGAACACAUUUUAACAUGUAAAUAAAACGUUGAAAAAUGUGCAACAUGUAGGACUAUAUUUAUAUAUAAGAAGUAAUAUAUUUUAGAUAUCCCAUCACCACUAUUGUCUUAGCUUUUAUCUUUAAGGAAUAAAGAUUGUAUAGUGUAAGCUCAUUCCUGUAUGCGGUAGUUAAGCUGAUUAUCAUGUUUGAAUGUUUAUUAUUACAGUCUCCUCUGUCCAGGUGCCUUUUAGUAAAUCAUU
This is a messenger RNA of Trichomycterus rosablanca, 4681 nucleotides long. RefSeq names its product thyroid hormone receptor interactor 10a (gene trip10a). The transcript has 15 exons. Gene Ontology annotation, biological process: signal transduction. The record is from RefSeq and is a predicted model, not a curated record. Gene Ontology annotation, molecular function: protein binding. NCBI's taxonomy places the organism in Eukaryota, Metazoa, Chordata, Actinopteri, Siluriformes, Trichomycteridae. The coding region runs from base 160 to 1935 and encodes 591 amino acids.